AUGGCUGAAAGUCUAACACAACAGGGAGGUCAAAUUCCAAUUCGUGUAAAGGGACAGAAUUCAUGUAUUUAUCACCAUGGGAAAUCGUCGGUGUUGUUUUGUGAAAAUUGUCAAGACAUUGCCUGUACCGAAUGUACGUCUUCAAUUCACAGCGGUCACAACUUUUUGACUCUGAGUAACGUUUCUACAAAAAAGAAAAAGAAACUUCAAAAGUUAAUAAGCAAAAAAGAAACAGAUGGCAUUCCUUCAAUAAGGAAAAGUAUCAAAUCCAUUGACGUCGAGAUCAAGGAAACCGAAGCCACAUUUGAAAGCCUUGCCGCGGACGUAACGAAACAGAGAGAUAAACUAAAGCGGAAAAUAGAUUUACUUGCAGACCAAACACUCGCUGUGUACGAGAAACUAAAAAUAGAAAACGUAACUCUAUUGAAGGACUACAAGAAAGAACACGAAAACCAUUUCGCGAUGUUAAAGGGUCAGAUAGAGAAUUGUAGGUCUCUGAUCCAGACUGGAGAUGAUAUCACCGUGUAUGACAGUGAUGCCAAUAUUGAAUCCCCAGUAGCGUUGCCAGUAAAGCCGACACUAAACACGGCCAGUUUUUCUGCGAACCUAAUGCCGCUUGACAACCUCAAACAAGCGUUCGGUACAGUGAUGAAAGACAAAAAUCCUAGUAAUGUCCCAGUGGUAAGAAAAUCUGGCAAUGAAGUACCCAAGGACAAGGAAGAAGCAACAGAACAACAAACAGGUAAAUUACCCGAAGGUGUCGUCCCCCCGAAAGAACAACGAGCUGGACAAUCUAAUAAACAACAGUCAGAAUCAUCUCCAAAACUUCAACCCGCUUCGAACCAACCAUAUACACCUUUUAGCCAACCUGAAGAGGAGAAUCAAACCCCAGUUAUAGCACAUCCUUGGUCAUCUAGACCGUUGCAUAAUCAGUCAAGAAGGAAGAAGACGAGGAAUAAGGAAACCCCAUCUCAGCCGCGUCCACAGAACAAUUCUGUACGGCAGCCUUUGGAAAGGGAAAUCAUCAUUCCCAUUACCGUGAUGGCGAAAAUGCGAAAUGGCGACACAUGGAUAGACGAUACUUAUCUACGAACCAUCGUGCGUAUUGACAGGAGCGGAAGAUUACUAGACACCAUAGAUCAUAGAAGGCAAAUCACAGACUUUAGUUUCUCCAAUGAAAAGCAAGAACUUUGGAUUUGUUCAAUUGACGAUAAUAGCGUCAUCGAGGUGACGUCAGCGCCACCAACUCCUAGGUUCUACACAGACGAGUCCCCUUUAUGUAUCUGUGUGACCAUGGAUGGCCAUCUCAUCGUCGGCAUGUCAAAACAAAUAACCAAAUUCAACAGCCAAGGAGGCGUCAUCAUCACAACUAAGCCAACCCUUUUUUCAUUGUUCAGCAAACCGAUUGUUUGCCUGCCAAGGCAUAUCGCUGAAUGUCCCGUGACAAAAAAUAUCGCCGUGGCGGACCGGUCAUCAAUGAAUGUAUUGGUAAUGGACAAACAUUUUAAUGAGUUAUUUCGAUACCCCCAGCAAACGCAGAUAAAUCCCUCGGCGAUCUCGGUUGAGCAAUUCAUUCCUAAUCGGCUUUCCUAUCACAAAGAUGGAUGCAUUAUCAUCGAAGACAUUGGAAACAAUACCUGGCACCACACUAGUGGUAUUGGUGAGCCGUAUGGAUAUUUCCAUAGAAAUGAUGCAACGGGAUUAAUUCGUGGCAAAUGA
Mizuhopecten yessoensis (Yesso scallop) is the source of this 1719-nucleotide messenger RNA. RefSeq lists its product as uncharacterized. Lineage: Eukaryota; Metazoa; Mollusca; Bivalvia; Pectinida; Pectinidae. The record is from RefSeq and is a predicted model, not a curated record. Gene Ontology annotation, molecular function: zinc ion binding. The coding region runs from base 1 to 1719 and encodes 572 amino acids. The transcript has a single exon.